Opisthorchis viverrini is the source of this 192-nucleotide messenger RNA. RefSeq lists its product as hypothetical. The transcript has a single exon. NCBI's taxonomy places the organism in Eukaryota, Metazoa, Platyhelminthes, Trematoda, Opisthorchiida, Opisthorchiidae. The annotation marks the transcript as partial. Gene Ontology annotation, biological process: protein phosphorylation. Gene Ontology annotation, molecular function: ATP binding; protein kinase activity. The record is from RefSeq and is a predicted model, not a curated record.
UUUCUACCUCGCUGAAAUCACUUUGGCUAUCGGCCAUUUGCACUCGAUGGGAAUAAUAUAUCGAGACCUAAAACCGGAAAAUGUUCUACUCGAUAUCGAGGGGCACGUGAAGCUCACAGACUUUGGCCUCUCCAAGGAACGCGUUGAUUGUGAUCAUCUGACCCAUACUUUCUGCGGGACGAUCGAAUAUAU